Ahaetulla prasina is the source of this 2872-nucleotide messenger RNA. RefSeq names its product probable peptidyl-tRNA hydrolase 2. Bases 46 to 621 code for a protein of 191 amino acids. Gene Ontology annotation, cellular component: mitochondrion; cytosol. The record is from RefSeq and is a predicted model, not a curated record. Lineage: Eukaryota; Metazoa; Chordata; Lepidosauria; Squamata; Colubridae. Gene Ontology annotation, molecular function: peptidyl-tRNA hydrolase activity; protein binding. The transcript is spliced from 6 exons.
AGAGAAGUGGCCAAUAGGUGGGCAGAGCGCCGGCAGCUGUAAGGAAUGGAGUCGCAAUCGCCCGAUUCGGACGCGAGCGUCGAUGAGUCUCUCUUUGCUCUCUUGCUGGACCUGGGGAUUCCCGAGGCUGCAGCGCGGAGGGCUCUAGCGCUCACCGGAGGUCAUUCUGCAGAAGCGGCGGCGCAGCUUUAUUUCAGUAGCGGUCUCGAUUCCCAGGAUGAAGAUGAGGCACAGGGCAGUGAUGUCAAUCUUCUCCCAAGCAGACACCACAAGAUGGUCUUUGUGGUAAACAUGGAACUCUCCAUGGGAACUGGAAAGAUUGCUGCUCAGGUGGGGCAUGCAGCAAUUGGCUUGUUCCAGCUGAUACAUGAAAAGCCAAGUCAGAGGGGCAUGAUCAACCAAUGGGAUGAGCAUGGUGCAAAGAAAGUUGUACUUCAGGGAGCCAACACGGACCAGUUGCUGGAACUGCACGCACUCGCCCUGAGUCUAGAAUUGCCAACAUACCUAGUGCAAGAUGCCGGAAGGACACAGGUUCCAGCUGGGUCACAGACAGUCCUUGCCAUCCUAGGAGAAGAAGAGCUGGUGAAUCAGGUGACUGGGCAGCUAAAACUGCUGAACUGAGAUGUUGUGAAAGUUUGGCUGUCUGUGGGAUCCCAGGGGAGGAGGGGAGAGCCUAAGCCAUCUCCUCCUCCGCCAACAACUCAAGAAACCACCCGAGCGGAACAGAAACCCCAAAAGGCAGCUGUCUUUUGUAAGAGGAGCUUUCUUCUAGACGACGGAAAGUGAUCGUUCUCCUGAUCCAGAUUUCUAAUGGACUCUCAAGUGGGUCUGUGGGAAAGUCAGACCCCCUUAAUUCUUCACCAUUUAUAACCAAGCUGCUCUGUAUAAGUAAUGCUUAGGCGUUUUCAGUUAAGGGGAAACUGCACGGAUCAUCCAAGGUUGCCUUCCCCUCCUGAUGCCCUUGAGAUGUAUUCCCAUAAUCCAUUAACCCCAGUCAAGUGUGGUCAACCCCCCCCCCUCCAUCUUCCCCAAGUGAGAAAGUGCAGGUUACUCUAGUACAGGGGUGUCCAAACUUGGUCCCUUUAAGACUUGUGGACUUCAACUCCCAGAGUUCCUCAGCCAGCUUUGCUGGCUGAGGGACUCUGGGAGUUGAAGUCCACAAGUCUUAAAGGGACCAAGUUUGGACACCCCUGCUCUAGUAUAUAAAUUCUCACACCAUUUGGAUAUCUUGUGCCAAGAGUAUAUCGCUCUCUUUUUUUUCCUGUGAUGUGAAAAGGAACAAGUGUUGCAAUCUUUGGAGAGCUUUAUCUGCUAGGACUUCUCUUCAGUAGCCUCUGGAGAGCCAAAGGAUGGUUGUUCCUGUUUAGAAGGCUGUAAACUUCUCUGUUUUAGCUAGCGUGUAUUGUAAUUGGUGCCGUCUGUUUGCAUCUUAUUUUUAACUUCCACAAGUGGGCUGUGUCUUGCUUUAUAUGACGUCCUUUGUGUCAAUUUCCAAAUGGCUUUGAAAAACUGGAUUUUCAAAGCAACGCUAGUCCUGUUCAGACAUUUCCCUUAACAAAUAGCAGAAUUAAAUUGCAGUAGUCGUCAUUGGGUGGGUGGGGGGGGAGUGCAGCAACAUGAAGGUCUAGAUUUCCCCCUUUUUUAAUGUUUGUGUCUUUGUUCUCAAAGUAUUAAGAACAAGAAAAAAGCCAAGAUUAUGUAGCAGGUCUGUGACAGUGUUUUUUUCUGUAUCUUUGUUAAAAGUGGUAACAUUUUCUGGGCUUUUUCCAAUGUUGGUCCAAUAAUUCCUUUCUUUGCCAAUAUGCAUAGAUACCCCCCUCCCCAAGAGGGGAAAUUCUAGAUUUAUGUGUUCUGAUACUAGGAAUGACUGGAGAAUUUCAGAAAAUUGCAUAGUUUAGAUUAGCUUUUUAAGGAAUGGCUGAUAUUGAUCAAGUAGCAACUAACGUGGGGUGUUCUGACAUAGUUACAAGAUUUGUUCUCUGGCAGAGUUCUUAAGAACCAGGCAAUCUGAAAUUUAAUACUUGUCAUUCCCCCCCCCCUCCCCCAGUUUGUAGAAAACCAAGGAUUGUUUUUUUUUGUGUGUUUGUUAACUCCUCCAGCUAUUAACUGUCAAUACAUGCUAUGCAUUUUGUGAUGCCUCGCACCUUUUAGUGCAUGCUGAUGAAAUAGUUGUGCGCAGAUGAUGAAAUCUGUGCAAUUUGCUGUACAAGUGGUUCGGAAAAUAAGAGGGACAAAGCCUCUAAAUCUAAGCUCCAUUUGAAUGACUUUUAAACCGUAAAGCAGUAUCAGUGAUUGGUGAUGGAUCAGCCAGAGGGAGCCCCAGGCAUACUGGGGCAUUGAUGAAUUUGCCUCCGCUUGCAAUCAGAUCAGUUUGAAGGCCAGACCAUCUAUUUGCUUACAGCAGCGGUUCUCAACCUGUGGGUCGGGACCCCAUUGGGGGUCGAAUGACGAUUUGCCAGGGGUCGCCUAAGACCAUCGGAAAUAUGGGAAGUAUACUUGCAAGUUGAAAAAUCGCGCUCCAAUGGUUGACUCCACAAGCCAGCUGCAGGCUCUUCAAAUCGCUAGCUGAAUUCGGCUUCAGGCACGAUGAAUUAAAAAAGAGAGACAUCUUUGCUCUGAUGUCUCCCUCUCAAGCCAGCUGCAAUCACUCCCAAUCGCUAGCCUAAUCUGGCUUCAGGCGCCAUAAACUUAAUAGGGGAGGAGUCUCCGCUUUAAUGCCUCCGUCCUCAAGGCAAUCGCAAGCAGUUCAGAUCGCUAGCCAGUAUGGCUUCAGGCGCGAUAAAUUCAAAACGAAAAUAAUUUUAUGGUUGGGGUCACCACAUCGUGGGGAAUUGUAUUAAAGGGGUCGCAGCACUAUAAAGGUUGAGAACCA